Arabidopsis arenosa is the source of this 1294-nucleotide messenger RNA. NCBI's taxonomy places the organism in Eukaryota, Viridiplantae, Streptophyta, Magnoliopsida, Brassicales, Brassicaceae. The record is from the annotation of a GenBank genome assembly.
UUUGUAGGCAGGCUUUUGUAUCUGAAGUCUUAACCAUAACAAUAAAAAGCAUUUUAUAUGUGUAAAAGGAAAAAAGAUCUUACAAUGGCUAUCAACAUGACCAUCACGAACGAAGAAGAUGCAUCGAGCAACUUUGGAUGCAAUAUCUGUCUUGAAUUGGCAAGAGAACCAAUCGUGACUCUAUGUGGUCAUUUGUUCUGUUGGCCUUGUCUCUACAAGUGGCUCCAUUACCAUUCUCAAUCUAAUCAUUGUCCUGUUUGUAAAGCUUUGGUUAAGGAAGAUAGUUUGGUUCCUUUGUAUGGAAUGGGUAAGCCAUCUUCUGACCCGAGAUCGAAACUCAAUUGUGGUGUUACUAUCCCUAAUCGACCAGCUGCAACUAGGAUUGAAACAGCUCGUCCUCGUCUUGGACAAAGACAUCAUGGGUCUAGUUUCUUUGGUGGGCAUUCAGGUUUUGCUGCGAUGCCAACUGCGACAAUGGCGUCGAUUUCAAACCUCGCCGCUUCUCUCUCUACACUUUCGUUCUCCUCCCAAGUUUCUCAGAGACCUAACACCAUUUCCUUUCCCCGCGCGAAUUCGGUGUUCGCAUUACCGGCGAAAUCCGCUCGCCGCGCUUCUCUCUCGAUUACCGCCACCGUAGCUGCUCCACCGGAGGAGGAAGAAAUAGUUGAGCUAAAGAAAUACGUCAAAUCAAGGCUUCCCGGAGGAUUUGCUGCUCAGAAGAUUAUUGGCACUGGAAGGCGCAAGUGCGCAAUUGCUAGAGUUGUGCUUCAGGAAGGCACUGGGAAGGUUAUCAUUAACUAUCGUGAUGCCAAGGAGUACCUUCAGGGAAAUCCACUAUGGCUUCAGUAUGUUAAAGUCCCAUUAGUGACUUUAGGGUAUGAGAACAGCUACGACAUAUUUGUGAAAGCCCAUGGAGGCGGUCUCUCAGGUCAAGCUCAAGCUAUUACCCUGGGUGUCGCACGUGCACUCCUCAAGGUAAGUGCAGACCACAGAUCGCCUUUGAAGAAGGAAGGUUUGCUCACUAGAGAUGCGAGAGUGGUUGAAAGAAAGAAGGCCGGGCUCAAGAAGGCGCGUAAAGCACCACAAUUCUCCAAGCGUUAAGAGGUUUUAUAUCAUUGGAUCAACUCUUCAAGUAGACUCCUCUGCCUCCAUUCUUUUUUUUAAAACUCUUCUGGUCUAUUAUGUGUGUUUUGUUCCAUGUUAAUGUUUAUGUGUAGAAGAACCAAUACAAUCUCUGUUCGUUUGAAUGGAACGCAAAGUUGCUAUGCUUUUGUAACAAAUGCACUUAUGAAUU